Messenger RNA from Dicentrarchus labrax (European seabass), 1896 nucleotides. RefSeq lists its product as uncharacterized. The transcript has 4 exons. Bases 345 to 1001 code for a protein of 218 amino acids. The record is from RefSeq and is a predicted model, not a curated record. Lineage: Eukaryota; Metazoa; Chordata; Actinopteri; Moronidae.
AAAAGGUACUUCCUUUAGUUUAACGUUUUCCAACUCAACUACAUGUGUUGUUACAUGAGUAGAACAUAAUUUCCAUUAGGCGGAAACAGACUCGCCAUACAGUCAGUGUGAUUGGUAAGACCUCGUCUGAAGAAUGGAUUUCACCGUCACAAAUGUGUCGUUGUGGUUCUCAGUAAAUGGGAUUUGAGUCUGAUUCCUUCACAAUAACAGGAAGCUUGUUCGAGACGGAGGCGGCUCGACAGGAGAAAAACCCUGCACCGGCUGUAAGAAAUGACGAGGAGUCCUGAAUUAUUGGAGCAGAGACACAUGAGCUUAUAAAGGCUACAGAUCUGUGAGCUAGUGAGAUGGAGGAAGCGUACAGUGAACUGUACCAGCAGUUUCUCCAGCUGAGGUCACUUUGCCUGAGACAGGCAGCUCUGUUACAUCAACUCACAACAGCUCUGCAAAAACAACAAGGCAAUGCGGCUCCUAAUGGAGAGUUGAGUGAGAUGAUGUCCAUCCCUGUCCAGUUUACACAAGAAAUCCCUACAUAUCUCCAUGAAAAGCCUCAACCACUAACAGCCACUGCACAUGCCCCCGCAGCACAGCGUGGAGUCGAUCGCCCCACUAGAAGACUAGAGACUUUCUCUGAUCUCCUUGCUGACGAUAUGUCCAAGCUCUGUGUGGAUGUGCCUCGUCAGAGAAAUGAAGAUGGGGAAUUGGAGCAAAAGGUUGCACCCCUGUUAAGCAUGGACUCCUCAAAGUGGCGAGGAGCCUCUUCCAGUGUCUCAAAAAAUGUGGGAGCAGAUCAUCUUAAUGGAGACAGGGUGAUGCACACAGUGAGGAUGACUGCGACGGACCAUCCCUCCAUGGUCUGUGACUUCUUGUGUCAGUCUGACCGGAUGCUGAUGUCAGACGUGGCGCUGCAGUCUCACAUUUGUGAGUUUUGCCAGGCGGUCUUCCCCGGAGACACGACCACCAGAGGAGAGUUCCUACGUCACCUUUACACCCACGUCACCUAGACUAAAGUGAACCAUCUUUUUAUCCCGACAUAUGAGUUAAGUGUUCAUAUGAUGUGCUGUGAUGGAUAACUCAGUUACCCUGAUGUCUGGGAACAGCAUUGAAGUUGACAUGUUGUUCAUAUGCUGUUUGUCUUUGGAUAAACUGUGCAGAUCUGGAGGCUGGCAGCAUUUUCUGUCUCUGAGAUGUAAAAUGAAAAGCGGAAAUAGACUUCCUAUGCUUCAACUGUGUGAGAAAACAUUAAGAUACUGUGUUUUUAAAGGCUCUGUUCGCAUACCUCUACAGUACUAGUAUGUAGCCCUGGUUUUAUUUGAGAUUUAUGUCCUAAUAUAAUGGCAAUCAGUUUUUAUUGGGACUAUUUCUUCGAUAGACUAUUUUUUGUUUAAUUUGUGUGUUUAAUUCAUUUAUGACAUGUGUUUCACAGAGAGAAAGCCUAGCAUUAAGUACUCACUGCUCUCUCUGUAGAUUCAGCUUGCAACCAUUACAUAUGUCCUGAAAUAUAUUUAUAAUUCAUCCUACUUCUUCUACUUCGGUGACUAUGGUGCCCAGACAACAGAGACGCUGCUCUACAGUCUGAGAUAAACAGAGAUUACAUGUGUUUGAAGGACACCCACAUCCUGAUGCUUGCAUGGAACAAUGUAUAGAAGUAGCCUAUCCUCAGGAGAAUAAAACAUUGAAAUGAAGUGUGAUGUUCAAGCAAAAUUGGCCUUCUAUUCUCUCUUCUGAGUUUUAUUGUUGUUUCUGGGCCAGAAGGACAGGAAAGUAAUUUUGUUCUGUUAUUGGACUCAUUGUGUGCUGUUUAUUAGUUAUUAGCAAAUGUAGUGUCAUCUUUGUUACAUCGUCAUGAAAGGGUUGAAAUGCGUUCAUUAGUACUGUCCAGUAAAUAGUGCACCUUUA